AUGGGCCUGAAAAAGCGCCGCAUCACCGCCAACGACCGCAACUACUCUGGCGGGUCGUUCAAUUUGAAGCGAGGCGCAGUGGCCCCACUGGCCAACACGAUGGCGGCCAUUGGGGAGGGCGAGGCACCUGCACCGACCCGUCCAGGUUUGUUGGCCACGAAAGCAUCCUCUAGCAGAACGGUUGACCAAGUGAAGCCGUCGACAACCGUCGGGGCGGCAUCUCCUCACGCAGAGCCUGGCAUCCUUCGACGCAUCAGCGUGGGGCUAGUCAAGUUGUUUUCCGACAAGUCGCUGGAUGCUUCAAACUCGACGGCGGCGACGACGACGAGCCCGACGACCGCUGCAGACCAAGCAGCCGCGACUUCACAGCAGCUCUGUUCGGUGGCAGAGCCUGCAAACGCCAACGAAGAAGGGGAUGGUAGCGUCAUGGCCACAGACGAUGGGAGAAGCCGGAGCGGCUCGCUCGGGAAAGCUAUCCGACGUCUGAGCAUCUCCAUGGCCCAUCGAAUUGCCGACGCCAUGUCAUCUGCAGACCCGUCGCACCCCACAACGGGGACGGAAAGCCCGGUGCGCGGGCGAAGCAUGUCGGUGACAGAGACGUUUGUCGCGAUGAUCCAUCGCGGGCCCGUCGAUCGCUUCGGCCAAGGCAACGUCACGACCACGGGGCAGGACGCAUCCUUUGUUGACGAGGGGCUGCACGUCCUCAUCGACGCAGCCCCCGACUCGACAGCGUUCGCACAAACGUUGCUGGACAAAGUCACCGACAUGAUGACGGCAUACACCAAGAGCGACGACUUUCUGUUGUGUGUCAACUCGCAGCAAGUCGCAGGGGAGCUCAAAACGCGACUCGGUCAAGCGGUCGCUGCAGUCCAGACCAAACCCGACGCGACUGCGGCCGAUGCCGCGGCGUCCGUCGGCGUCGCCGUCAUGCAUCGCCAUCCAAAAGACAACAUUGCUCGGUUGCACGUCCUCAACAUCGGCAACACCAAGACAAUCGUCGUGCGGCGGCAUGAAAUCACGUUCGAGUCGUCAUCGCUCAUGCUCGGGUUCAACCGACCGCUGCGGGUGCUCUCAACAACGCCGAGUGCUGCGCCCGCAACCACAACGCCAUCUUCCCCGCCAACCAUGCUCUACGACAUGUACCAACUCGAGGCCGGCGACGUCGUUGUGUCCUGCACGGAUGGCAUCACGAACAACUUGUACGCGAACGAGAUCGUCGAGACGAUCCAGGUCGUGUCCAAGUACCGCCACUCGAGCUGGGACUGGGUCGCCCAAGAGAUCGCCCAAGUCGCUGUGACUCGAUCGGACGACCCGUUGAACCGCCAGAGCCCGUUUGCAAAGGAAGCGGCCGCCGAACUCUAUCGGUGCAUCGACCAUGACCCCGACCUCCUCGGCAUGUACGCUUCGCUCCUGCGCCAGGAUGUGAACCUGACCAAGACCGCGCUCUUCCGCAACACCAACAUCAGACAAGGCGACGACGUGUCGCUCGAUCAGCUAGCGCAGUGGGCGAGAGCUAUCGUCGGAACUACCGACGACGCCACCGUCGUCAUUUCCACCGUGUAAAAACAACGUGUUUGUUC
This is a messenger RNA of Aphanomyces invadans, 1580 nucleotides long. RefSeq lists its product as hypothetical. The record is from RefSeq and is a predicted model, not a curated record. Bases 1 to 1563 code for a protein of 520 amino acids. NCBI's taxonomy places the organism in Eukaryota, Oomycota, Saprolegniomycetes, Saprolegniales, Verrucalvaceae. The transcript has a single exon.